Messenger RNA from Aspergillus alliaceus, 1410 nucleotides. RefSeq lists its product as uncharacterized. Lineage: Eukaryota; Fungi; Ascomycota; Eurotiomycetes; Eurotiales; Aspergillaceae. The coding region runs from base 1 to 1410 and encodes 469 amino acids. The record is from RefSeq and is a predicted model, not a curated record. Gene Ontology annotation, molecular function: oxidoreductase activity. The transcript has a single exon.
AUGGCAAAAAGGCUAUCUUUCGCCAUCGCCGCCCUGUCAUGGCUAGAUAGCGCAAUCGGUAUAUUUCAUACGAUUCCCCGUCUUGACCCUUCGCAAUUCCAACCCCAGGACUUCAUCACACGCGAUGUCUGCAUUAUCGGUGGCGGCUCUGCCGGCACAUAUGCCGCAAUUCGACUUCGACAGAUGAACCAGAGCGUCAUACUAGUAGAAAAGGAAGAUCAUCUGGGAGGGCAUGUCAAUACCUACAACGACCCGAUAGAAAAGACCGCCAUUGAUUAUGGAGUGCUAUUCUACGAGGACCUCCCCUUGGUACGGGAUUACUUCGCCCACUUUGGCAUUGCUCUGGAGAAAGUUUCUGUUCAAAAUUCAAACGUCACACAGAUACGCGUUGACUUGCGAACCGGUACCAUCGUCAGCCCAGCGGAGAGCAAUUCUGGUUUGGCACUGGCGGCGUACUCAACUCAGUUACUCAAGUAUCCCUUUCUCAACACGGGCUUUAACCUUCCUACUCCAGUGCCUCUCGACUUGCUGCUUCCUUUUGGUGAGUUUGUGAAGAAGUAUAGCCUAGAGGGAGCGGUAGAUAUUAUUGCAAGCUUUAAUCAGGGCGUGGGUGAUAUACUGCAGCAAUUGACUCUCUAUAUGAUGAAAUAUUUCAGUCUUGAUGUACUUCAAGGAUCCUUCAAUGGUUUCCUCCAGCCCGUCAGCCACAACAACAGCGAGCUAUAUGGCGCCGCGAGGAAUGAGCUAGGUGGGGACGUAUUGCUAAGCAGCACCGUCAUAUCUACACACCGCGAUGAAGAGGGACAGUGGGUAUAUGCCCUGGCUGAAACACCAUCUGGGAACACAUUAAUUCGCGCAAAAAGACUUAUCAUCGCCGUCCAACCUAGGCUAGAUAUGUUGCAGGGAAUAGACCUGGAUGAAACAGAGCGGGGAUUAUUGGGAAAGUUCAACAAUACUUGCUACUACACUGCCCUAGCCAGGAUUCCCGGUAUCCCCCAAGGCGUUCAGUAUUUGAAUCGUGCCAACGAUACACUGUACCAGCUGCCGCCCAUGCCAGCAGUCUAUGUUAUCAAUCGCACAAGGUCACCAAAUCUGUUCAGUAUUUUGUAUGGAAGCGAGGAUCAUAUGACAGAAGAGGAGGUCAAGGGUAAUAUGACUCAGAGCGUGCUCCAAUUGAGGAACACUGGUGUCCCUGUCGAGGCACCAGAGUUCGUGGGAUAUUCCGACCACAGCCCAUUCAUGUUGACCGUCCCGGCGGAUGAAAUUGGGAAUGGCUUUUACCAGAGACUCAAUGAUCUACAGGGUUACCGCAAUACGUACUAUAUCUCUGCAAGCUUUAAUACACAUGACUCCGGGCAAAUAUGGUCAUUCAUUGAUAAUUUACUUACGGAACGCUGGGGUACUUUGUGA